AUCAACCGAUCGAUGUUUUUGUAAGGUUAGCGCGUCUCUUAUCCGAGACAAAUUAUAAAUUAUAAUUUACCUCAAGAUGAAUUCAAACGCGAUAAAAAUGGCGUCCAGAAUGUUUUGUUCGGCCCCUAAAGUGAUCCCUCGUGUUUGCAUCGUCGGGGCAGGCCCGGCGGGCUUCUACGCGGCGAUGCAUCUCUCCAAACACUUGGACAAUGUCAACAUUGAUAUUCUUGAAAAACUUCCGGUGCCUUUUGGAUUGAUAAGAUACGGAGUAGCACCUGAUCACCCAGAAGUUAAAAAUGUGAUAAACCAAUUCACAAAGGUAGCACAACAAAAUAAUGUGAAUUUCUAUGGGAACAUUGCCCUAGGUCAGGAUAUUACAUUAUCGCAACUUCGUCAACAUUACGACGCUGUGCUACUUACAUAUGGCGCUGAAGAAGACCGAAUACUUGGCAUUGACAAUGAAGAUGGUGAAAAUAUAAUUGCAGCAAGAAACUUUGUGGGUUGGUACAAUGGGUUGCCCAGUGAUAAAGACUUAAAAGUUGACUUAUCUGGAUCCACAGCAGCUAUACUUGGCCAAGGCAAUGUGGCCUUAGAUAUAGCUAGAAUACUUUUAACACCACUUGAUAAAUUAAAGACAACAGAUAUUACAGAGCAUGCUCUUGAAACUUUAGCAGAGUCUAAAAUAAAAGAAUUGUAUCUGGUUGGCAGACGUGGACCUUUACAGGUUGCAUUUACUAUAAAGGAAUUAAGAGAACAACUCAAACUAGAUAAUUGUAAAACAAUUUGGAGAAAGGAAGAUUUUGCUGGAGUAGCAGAUGUAGUUGCUAACCUACCUCGUCCUAGAAAAAGAUUGACAGAAUUGAUGCUCAAAGCCUUAAAUGAAAACCAAACUGUUGAUAACAAUAAUAAUGUUAAAUAUUUGAAGCCUAUAUUUUUUAGAAGUCCAGAAAAAUUUUUACUGAAUGAUCAAAAGAAACUCACUGGAAUUCAAUUUGUUUGCAACGAAUUAGUUGGAGACAAAAUAGAAGAGCAGAAAUGUGUACCUACAAGUGAAAAAGAAAUUAUAGAGUGCAGUUUAGCAUUUAGAAGUAUUGGGUACAAGAGUGUCAAAGUAGACAGUGAUUUAACAUUCAGUGCAAGUGGUUAUGUGCCUAAUAACAGAGGUAGGGUUGAUGAUCAACUUGUAAACAAAGCCAAGUUGUAUGUGGCUGGAUGGCUUGGCACGGGACCAGUUGGUGUUAUUCUACAUACUAUGGGGAAUGCUUUUCAAGUGGCAAAAGUAAUGUGUGAAGAUCUAAAAAGCGACUGUAUAGCUAAUAAAGGAGGUUUUGAGGAAGUUAAAAAAUCAUUAAACACUCCUGUUGUGGACUGGAAGGGUUGGGAGAAGAUAGACCAAUAUGAGACUGAACAAGGCAAGAAAAAGGGCAAGCCUAGAGAAAAAAUAUGCACUGUAGAAAAAAUGAUUGAAAUUGCGAAUAUAUGAAAUUUGCAUUAGAUCUUCUAGAUAUAGUUGCUAUAAUUAAGUUUUAAACCUAGUUAAGUUUCAAGACACUAUUUUGUACCUUUUUAGACUUUGCAUUUGGUAUAUUAUGUUUUCAUAAAGGAAUAUUUUUUUUA
This is a messenger RNA of Pectinophora gossypiella (pink bollworm), 1617 nucleotides long. RefSeq names its product NADPH:adrenodoxin oxidoreductase, mitochondrial (gene dare). Gene Ontology annotation, cellular component: mitochondrion. The coding region runs from base 77 to 1483 and encodes 468 amino acids. Gene Ontology annotation, biological process: ubiquinone biosynthetic process. The transcript has a single exon. The record is from RefSeq and is a predicted model, not a curated record. Lineage: Eukaryota; Metazoa; Arthropoda; Insecta; Lepidoptera; Gelechiidae.